AUGGGUUAUAUUCCCCAGCACUCGCUGGAUAAUCUCAAAAAAUACAGCUACAAGGGCGUCGACAAAUCUCUGCUUUCUAAACACAUCUUGAAUCCAUUCUGGACUUGGUUCGUUACAUUAUGGCCUUUGACGAUUGCUCCCAAUACGAUAACGCUAUCUGGACUCUGCUUGGUCCUACUCAAUUUCCUCACGAUGCUGUAUUACGACCCUAAUUACUUGACGUUGAAAGGGGGAGCCACAGGCCCUCCUCAAUGGGUGUAUUUUACAUGGGGUGCCGGCCUUUUUAUGUAUCAGACUUUGGAUGCUAUCGAUGGGAAACAAGCUAGACGGACCGGUAUGGCAGGCCCCUUGGGCGAAAUGUUUGACCAUGGCUGCGAUGCUUUAAAUACUACAUUAGAAGUUAUUCUCGCCGCUCAGGCUCUUAAUCUUGGCCGUUCAUGGUGGACAGUGGCUUCCCAAAUGGCCACACUCGCGAACUUCUAUCUCACCACCUGGGAGGAGUAUCACACCGGACAGCUGUACCUGGCUGCGUUCUCUGGUCCGGUGGAGGGUAUUCUCCUGAUCGUUGGCAUCUACGUCAUCUCGGGGAUAUAUGGUCCUCAGUUCUGGGACGUUGGGAUCCUGACGUUCACGCGUCUGGAUCGAAUUCCGUUUCUCGAACAGAACAUCCCUAACAUUGGCCUCAAUGAAUCCUUCAUGGUCUUCGGUGCCUUCGGGGUUGCUUUCAACAUCGCAUCCAGUUAUGCGAACGUAUGGCGUGCAACCCGUUCCGCCAACAAAUCCACGACUCGACCCUUGCUAGGCCUGCUUCCAUACGUCUUCUCCGCAGCCCUGCAAGUGAUUUGGCUGGCUUCUCCUUCGUACUACAAUUCCGUCAUCAUCCAUUCUCGCAUAUUCGUCCCCUUCCUAUGUGCUUGGGGAUUGCAAUUUGCCCAUACCGUUGGGCGUAUGAUCCUAGCUCAUGUCACCAGUUCCGAAUUCCCCAUGUGGGAUUGGAUGUGGAUGUGGAGUUUCGUAGGUGCCGUUGAUGCCAACCUUCCUCUUAUUCUGGGACGACCACCUAUCAUCCAGUCGAGCCCGCACAACGUCGCACUCUUCGUCUAUACCACUCUGGCGUUGUCUUUCUUCGCGUACGCGCGGUUCUGCGUGCUCGUUAUCAACGAUAUCACGGAGUACAUGGGCAUAGCUUGUUUCACCGUCAGGAAGAAGGACAAAGAAGGACAUUGGCAAAUGACGAAACUCGCCGCGGACGGAAUAGCGAAGACGGCAUAA
Molecule: messenger RNA, 1272 nt
Organism: Pleurotus ostreatus (oyster mushroom)
Lineage: Eukaryota; Fungi; Basidiomycota; Agaricomycetes; Agaricales; Pleurotaceae
Exons: 9
Coding region: 1-1272 (423 amino acids)
Biological process (GO): phospholipid biosynthetic process
Cellular component (GO): membrane
Molecular function (GO): phosphotransferase activity, for other substituted phosphate groups
Source: RefSeq, a predicted model, not a curated record